Molecule: messenger RNA, 1960 nt
Organism: Saccostrea cuccullata (small rock oyster)
Lineage: Eukaryota; Metazoa; Mollusca; Bivalvia; Ostreida; Ostreidae
Exons: 9
Coding region: 426-1715 (429 amino acids)
Biological process (GO): proton transmembrane transport
Cellular component (GO): plasma membrane
Molecular function (GO): voltage-gated proton channel activity
Source: RefSeq, a predicted model, not a curated record
UUUUUGUGUUUUUUUUUUUUCGUUUUUUGCAUCUUCUGGUAUAUUGUAUUUGAUAAUGUGACGCCAAAUAUAGAAGUUAUGGACACUGUGACACUACUUUUGGAUCAACCCUCGUACCAUUUUUUGGCAAACAACAUAAAGUUGAACCUUGUGUUACGUUUUUUUUAGUGUUUGACAAAAUUUAUGUUCGGGUAAUACAAGUUUAUGAGGUCAAUAACCUACUGUAAAACACAUUAUAUCCAACCUGAUGAAUAAUUUGUAAGACCUUGGGUUCUAACAAUAGAUAUCAAAGCUCGUAUACCUACAAUUUAAAAGGAAUUAUAACCUUGCUACAGGCCAUAAACUUUGGUCAGUGUGUGAUAAAAUGAAUAUUAUCUGAUCAGCAUCAUCUACACUCUUUAUGUUUUUUUCUCCUAUAGGCGAAGAUGGGGCUUCUUGGUGAUAGAAAGAAAAAGAAUACGAAGGGACUGCACGCACUCGCCGAAGGGUCACUAUCCUUAGCGAGAGCACAUGCCGUCCUGAAUGAAACUGAGAAGAGUUUGGAACACGAAAUAGAGCGAGAAAACAGAAAACCACCAAAAUCAAAAAUUGGAAAAAUUCGAUACAAAGGAGAAAAGUUUAUGCACACAAAAUGGGUUCUCCUGGCUAUAGUACUCCUCAAUAUAGUGGACUGUAUUCUGGUGAUGGGGGAACUUAUACUGGAUAUAUACUACCUCAAAGGUGUUGUUGAUCACGGCGAAACUGAAGCUCUGAAAUUCGUCACCAACAUGAAAGCUCAGUAUCCCGAAGUUCUGGAGAAUUACAAGUACGACUAUGCUGAACUGGACAAUCUUCAUAGGAAAAUCUUAUUGGCUCAAGUAGAUUUCAACAGCGCAUACAGACCCAGGAGGGCGACGGAAACAACGGUUACCAUGACAACAUCAACCCCAAUGUUGACCACAUUGUUGACAAACGAUAUAACAACCACUACUUUUGCAUCUUCAACGAAUUCUGACAGAAGAAAAAGAGCAGCCGAAUCACCGAAUCAUGUCAACAAAACCGGAAGUGACAUAGAGGAGAACCAUGAUUUUGAUCAUCAUCCUAUCGAAGUUGACUUGGCACACUAUUUUCAUUAUUGCAGUAUUGCUAUUUUGGCAGUUUUAGCUGUGGAGAAUAUACUAAAGGCGUUCAGCAGUGGAAAGGAGUAUUUCGAAAACAAACUCGAGGUAUUUGACGGUUUUAUAGUGGUGGCUUCCUUUAUCGUGGACUUGGUUUUUAUUAAAGGGCUGAGUGCGUACAAAGUUCAGAAGUUUGUGGUUAUUCUGGCCUUUUUGGUUCCGUGGCGAGUUGUUCGAGUGGUCAACAGUCUGGUUGUGGCUGUAAUCGACCACGAGCACUUCCGGAUGAAGUUGAUGUACAAACAGAAGAAACAAAUCGCUGCCGAACUUAAAGCUGCAAAAGCAAACACUAAAGAUUUACAGAUUUGCUUCGAAGCAAUGCGAAAGCUUGCCUCAUCUGCAGGUGUGUCAGCAAAGGAAAUUGACGCCAUAAAUGCUCUGCACCCGGAUGCAAAAUCAAAGAAGAAAGGGUUAGCAGGGUUCGCAUCGUCUUUUGCUAAACAGAGUAUCCACAGACAGAUUUCUAGCAGUUCAUUUGGAAGCAGCUUAACCGUAGACAGCAAUGUCCCCAAUUAUAACACAGACACCAACGGGGCAGACAGCGUAAACCAUUUUUAGGAAGUCGAAUGAAAAAGAAAAUGUUUCUUGAUUGUUUGAUUUGCAUAAAACUUGAUACUUAAAACGAAUAUGGAAAAAAAAAACUUACGUGUAUACUCGAAAGCUCACUUCUUUAUCUGCAAAUAAAAGCAUUUUGUUGUGUUAUUAGAACUAAUUACAUGUACCUGCAAGUAUAUUUUUAGUUUUAUUUGAUGCCAUUUAUUCAUAUUUUAGAGCAUGUUGAUAUUAAAACUACAUUAGUUUUC